This is a messenger RNA of Olea europaea var. sylvestris, 945 nucleotides long. Its product is annotated as ATPase family AAA domain-containing protein 1-A-like. The record is from RefSeq and is a predicted model, not a curated record. The transcript is spliced from 4 exons. The coding region runs from base 85 to 585 and encodes 166 amino acids. Gene Ontology annotation, cellular component: mitochondrial outer membrane. NCBI's taxonomy places the organism in Eukaryota, Viridiplantae, Streptophyta, Magnoliopsida, Lamiales, Oleaceae.
AAUGUCUUCAGAUUGUACGUCACUGUGGAAUUUGACUAGAAAUUUUCAAAGCAAACAUCUGAAGGAACUGAGCAAAACUGUUUCAUGCUCAUGCAUUAUGCUUAUCUUACUGAGUUGUUUUUACUGGCAAACAGAGUCAUGGUUGGUCUACCUACUGCAGAGAGCAGAGAAAUGAUCUUGAGAACCCUUCUGUGUAAAGAAAAAGUCGAAGGCCUAGAUUUCAAGGAGCUUGCAACCAUGACUGAAGGAUAUAGCGGAAGCGAUCUCAAGAAUUUGUGUGUAACAGCGGCUUAUCGACCAGUUAGAGAGCUGAUACAACAAGAAAGACAGAAGGAUAUGGAAAAGAAGCAAAAAGAUGAGGAAGGGCAGAGCUCCCGAGAUGAUUCUGCCCCAAAAGAAGAAACUAAAGAGGAAAGGGUAAUUACUCUUAGGCCCUUAAACAUGGAGGACAUGAGGCAGGCAAAGAACCAGGUUUCUGCCAGUUUCGCUUCUGAGGGGUCCGUGAUGAGCGAAUUAGAGCAAUGGAAUAAUAUAUAUGGAGAAGGAGGUUCAAGAAAGAAACAGCAGUUGUCUUACUUCUUGUAGAGACUGUCAUCAGCACCAUUCUGCAAAAAAUCUACUACAAAGCUCGGGCAAGAAACCCAUCAUUUCGGGACAGCAUUACCAGUUGCCUUUGGUUUGGUUUUGGUCUUCCCAAGGAAGAAUCCUCUCCAUCCCCUCCAUACCUUGCAUCAGUUGGCAAGAUAUGAUUGCAUUGAAGAUUAUAAGAUUACAAGAUUAUUGUUUGGACAAACUUGUACCCCCAGCCUGCAGAUUGUUACUAUUCUACAUCCAUUGUUUCAGAAAACAAUUGAAAUGUGCUUAUUUAACAUUGUGUUUCCAAUCCAUAUUAAAAUUCCAUUUCGUCAAUUGACGUGUAAAAUUUAAGAAUCAGUUGUAGUCUAA